This is a messenger RNA of Caenorhabditis bovis, 972 nucleotides long. Lineage: Eukaryota; Metazoa; Nematoda; Chromadorea; Rhabditida; Rhabditidae. The record is from the annotation of a GenBank genome assembly.
AUGUCAACCACGAAAAGCUCAAAGGUGCGAAUACGCAACUUGAUUGGGCGAAUCUUUUCGCCGAGCGGCGACAAAGAUAAAGAUGAUGAGAUGAAGCCGUCAUCGUCGGCGAUGGACAUCAGUCAGCCAUACAAUACAGUGCAUCGAGUUCACGUUGGUUAUGAUGGGCAGAAGUUCAGCGGUCUUCCGCAACCCUGGAUGGAUAUAUUGUUACGGGAUAUUAGCAUUGCUGAUCAGAAAUCGAAUCCGAAUGCCGUGGUGACGGCCGUGAAAUUCUACGCGGCGUCGAUGAAGGAGCACGAGAAGACGAAAUUCAUGACGACGAACAGUGUGUUCACGAAUAGCGACGAUGAGGUCGAUGUACAGCUUACGGGUCAAGUUACAGAGCAUUUAAGGAAGUUGCGGUGUAGUAAUGGUGCCGCACCGUCCUCAUCGCCCUCGCCGUCGGGUUCGUCGUCAGCGAUACGUCCAUUGGCGAAUGGCACUAGUGGUGGACAAUUGUCGUCGUCGUCGACAGACGCUUCGCUAUCGCUGUCCGACAGGAUGGUCCCGUCGCCGGCACCGGUGCCGACGAGCGAGAGCGCACCGCAAUUGCAGACCAUCUCCGACACGGCGCCGCCGAUUCAUCCGCGAAGCGCACACCCGCCUCCGCCGCCACCGCCACCGCAACGGAACAAAGCGUCGUACGGAAUGCAGUCGACGGAUCCGAACAUGGCGCCGGAUCCGAGAGCGCCGCCAAGAAUUCCGCCCAAAGUUCCACCCAAACCAUCGCUUACAAUGUGUGUCUUAAUGAUCAUGAUGAUGAUGAUGAUGAUGAUGGGUCUUCGUCGUAUUUAUUGCUAUCGGCAGUCGUUUUUCGUAUGCCGAAUUUUUACAACGAACCCGACGACGGGACGAGAUUUUUGGAAAAUUGUAAACGAUUUGGAGGCGAUUAAUCAAUGGGGCACGUCGGCGAAUGUUAUUCGACAAUAA